Molecule: messenger RNA, 750 nt
Organism: Etheostoma cragini (Arkansas darter)
Lineage: Eukaryota; Metazoa; Chordata; Actinopteri; Perciformes; Percidae
Gene: prox3
Product: prospero homeobox 3
Exons: 5
Coding region: 61-516 (151 amino acids)
Biological process (GO): regulation of transcription by RNA polymerase II
Cellular component (GO): nucleus
Molecular function (GO): DNA-binding transcription factor activity, RNA polymerase II-specific; RNA polymerase II cis-regulatory region sequence-specific DNA binding
Source: RefSeq, a predicted model, not a curated record
CUAACUGCUGGGGGAACCCAGGAGGGCUUGUCUCCCUGCCAUCUGAAGAAAGCCAAGCUCAUGUUCUUCUACGCACGCUAUCCCAGCUCCAACACGCUCAAGACGUACUUUCCUGAUGUCAAGUUUAACCGCUGUGUGACCUCCCAGAUGAUUAAAUGGUUCAGUAACUUCAGAGAGUUCUUCUACAUCCAGAUGGAGCGCUUUGCACGCCAGGCUGUCCGCGAGGCUCUCACACGGGAUGGAGCGCCUCGUCUGGCCAGAGAGAGUCAGAUGCGAGUGGGGCGCGAUACAGAGCUUUACCGCAUACUGAACAUGCACUACAACAAAAGUAACAUCUAUCAGGUCCCAGAGCGGUUCAUUGAGGUAUCCGAGGUGGCUCUGAGGGAGUUUUACUCAGCCAUUUGGACUGGGAGAGACAGUGACCCCUGCUGGAAGAAAGGGAUCUAUAAAAUCAUCUGUAAGCUCGACAGUCCCGUACCAGAUACCUUCAGACUGCCUGGUUGUCCUGUUGGCUGAUGAUGGAACUAUUUUCAUCUGGUACACAUGGUAGACAAGUGCAUGCAUAACUCCCAAGCUCACUGGAAAAAAGAGAAUUUUAUCAAAGCCUUCACCAACUGUACAACACUGUAAGAACUGAUCAAAUCCAAACAAUUCUACUAUUUGCUUAAUUCAGAAUUCAGUCAUUUUGAGAAAAAUAUCAUUUUAGAGGAUAAUAUAUAUAUAUAUAUAUAUAUAUAUACAUAUGACAUA